GAAGAGCCGCUUUUUAUUGCUGUAAUUUAAGAACUCUACAGCGGACUCGGGGCUGCUUCUGAGGAAAGCCGGCCCGAAGGCUCUGGGCGAAGCGCAGCCAGUGGUGAACAAACAGAUCUUUGAUAGCCAGAUUAUCUCCAAUUAGCAAAAUCCAAUCAAUCAAGACUGUGUAUAUGAAAAAGAAUUCACUGUCUCCAAAAUUGAUUUCACAUGCAGUUUUGAAGAUGACACCCAAACAUGAAAAACAGGAAUUUGUAACAGUCUUGGUGCGAGAUCCUAAGGUUCAAAAGGAAGACACUUGGCAUUCAUAUAUAGACUAUGAGAUCUUCAUUCAUACGAAUAGCAUGUGUUUUACAAGAAAAACAUCUUGUGUCCGGCGGCGUUUUCGGGAGUUUGUGUGGCUUCGUCAAAGACUUCAGAGUAAUGCUGUGCUGAUACAAUUGCCAGAACUUCCAUCCAAAACUCCAUUUUUUAACAUAAAUAAUCCCCAGCAUGUUGACCAUCGUCGGCAAGGCUUGCAAGAAUUCCUCCAACAGAUACUCCAGAAUCCACUGCUGCUUUCAGACAGUAGACUUCACCUCUUUGUACAAACCCAGCUGAAUCCAGAAGAGAUUGAGGCGUGUGUAUCUGGACAUACUAAAUACUCUGUGGCCGAUGCAAUCCAACAGUUUGCCUCUUUGAAACGUCGUUUCCCUGUAGAACACGAAGAAAAGAAAAAUGAAAAUUAUGCGGAUUCAGAUUCUGAGAGUUCAUCCUCAGGGCUUGGACACAACAGUGAUGAUAGCAUUUCACACGGAUGUAAAGCAAGCACAGUUUCUGAAGAAUCCUGAAAUAUUAUUGUAUACUGCUAUCACUGAAAUGACAGAUAAUACCUUCCAUUGUGGUUGAAAGUUACAUGUUAUACUUCCGUCCAGUUGUCAAGCCUUGUCUUUUUUUUAUUCUUUCAUUCAUUUUACAUUUGUAUGCAUUUACAGCCAAUACUGAAUCAUACAAAUACUGCCCAUACCUAACUAAAUGGGAUUCUUUGACAUGAUUUCUUUUGAACUCUUACUGCAGGAAUAAAACUCUAAUUAAAUCCUGAAAACUAUA
Molecule: messenger RNA, 1089 nt
Organism: Eublepharis macularius
Lineage: Eukaryota; Metazoa; Chordata; Lepidosauria; Squamata; Eublepharidae
Gene: SNX10
Product: sorting nexin 10
Exons: 8
Coding region: 174-830 (218 amino acids)
Biological process (GO): intracellular protein transport
Molecular function (GO): phosphatidylinositol binding
Source: RefSeq, a predicted model, not a curated record